GUGGGUUGAGCGCUACAAUGAGCCCAUCACCAAGAUCUCCCUCACGGCCAUCUGGUCAUUGCUGUCUCUAUCUUCUCUGUUGGUGGCAUCUUUGGCUCCUUUUCUGUCGGACUCUUUGUCAAUCGCUUUGGAAGGAGGAACUCUAUGCUCCUGGCCAACAUCCUGGCCUUCAUCUCAGCCAUUCUGAUGGGCUUUUCAAAAAUGGCGAGCUCCUGGGAAAUGCUGAUCAUCGGGCGUUUCGUGGUGGGCCUCUACUCUGGUCUCACCACAGGCUUUGUGCCAAUGUAUGUGGGUGAGGUUUCCCCAACAUCCCUAAGAGGAGCCCUGGGCACCCUCCACCAGCUCGGCAUUGUCAUCGGCAUCCUCGUUGCACAGGUGUUUGGAAUGGAGCAGAUCAUGGGCAACGAUAACUUGUGGCCUCUCCUCUUGGGCUUCACCUUCGUCCCUGCAGUGGUUCAGUGCAUCCUACUGCCUCUCUGCCCCGAGAGCCCCCGUUUCCUGCUCAUCAAUAAGAACGAAGAGAACAAGGCUAAGGCUGUGCUGAAGAAGCUCAGAGGCACCACAGACGUGAGCGCUGACAUGCAGGAAAUGAAGGAAGAGAGUCGGCAGAUGAUGAGGGAGAAGAAGGUGAACAUUGUGGAGCUGUUACGCUCGCCCCUCUACCGCCAGCCCCUCAUUGUUGCUGUGGUCCUGCAGCUCUCCCAGCAGCUGUCUGGCAUCAACGCUGUAUUUUACUACUCUACUCGUAUCUUCGAGAAAGCCGGGGUUGAGCAGCCCGUCUACGCCACCAUUGGAGCCGGUGUUGUCAACACAGCUUUCACUGUGGUGUCGCUGUUUGUCGUAGAACGUGCAGGACGUAGGUCUCUGCACAUGCUGGGGCUGCUGGGAAUGGCCGGAUCUGCCAUCUUAAUGACUAUUGCCUUGGCUCUGCUGGACCAGCUCAAAUGGAUGUCAUAUUUGAGCAUUGUGGCCAUUUUUGCAUUCGUUGCAUUCUUUGAGAUGGGACCGGGUCCCAUCCCCUGGUUCAUUGUGGCAGAGUUGUUCUCGCAGGGACCCAGGCCUUCAGCCAUUGCUGUAGCUGGUUUCACCAACUGGACUGCCAACUUCAUAGUGGGAAUGGGAUUCCAGUAUGUAGAGGAGUUGUGUGGCCCCUACGUGUUUGUCAUCUUCACUGUGCUGCUGCUCUUGUUCUUCAUCUUCACCUACUUCAAAGUGCCGGAGACCAAGGGCCGGACGUUUGACGAGAUCUCGGCUGGCUUCCGACAGACUCCUGUUGAAAAGCAUUCGCCGGAGGAGCUCAACAGCCUGGGAGCUGAUUCUCAGCUCUGAGUGAAUGUUUUUAACUUCCAACAAACUCUUUCUCAGACCUAGAAGGAAUGAGAAGGGUCUACUAACUAAAGUAGACCGAUCCAUCGGUAGAAUAAUUUUCAUACUGUCACCGCAUUUCGGGUGCCAUUACCAGACACAGAGCAACUCCUUGUGAUUCUCCAGCAUGAUGUCUUCCGCUGCCCCUCUCAGGUCAAAUGUGGCAACAAAAACUUGAUGGGCACUAUGUCGCCUGGCAGAUGUGCAGAGAGGAGUUGAGGGUAGAUGGGGAAGGUUUUUAAUAUUUUAAAGAUAUUUUAAAGAAGGAAAAGGAGUGCCUGCUUCAAUCAACCAAGUUUUUUAAACUUUUUUCCUCUCAGUAUGUUAUACUAUGUGCUUAUGCUCUGUUCUCUAUAGCCUGUUACAAUAUAGUCAGUUAGUUAUUCGGUUAAAGAACGCUGUAGCUGUAGAGAUCAGUUCAAUGUGCAAAAUAUGUUUUUAUCAAUCAUACUGUAAAGCUGUAUCACUGUAGACUCUAGCACUGUAGAUGCUGUGCAGCUCGACUUUAUCUCUCCCCACCAGAUGGUGCAAUGUCCUUUUAAAAAAGGGUCCCAACUCUCUACUGACAAUAAAUAAGUUAUUUUUACUUUUUAAUGAAAUAUAUUAGACGAUAUUGUUGUUACUUAUUUACUACUGCCAGACAAUAUUUUACUCUUUUUAUUGUAGGACAAAAACUUUUCUUACUGAAAAUGUCAUGUUUUAGAGAUUGAUGGUCAUGAAGACAAAACAGAUUAAUUCACCGUUUAUGUAUUUUUAUAUCAUUCCUUCUUACCAUUACAUUUGAUUAAAUUGACAUUGACUGUGCACAUGGAACAGUACCAGCACAGAAACCAGAGUACUUAACUUGGCAGUGAAGUGAAUAAAUAAAUCAUCCAUCCAUUUUCCAUGACAUGAGAUAAGUACGCACUCAAAAUCAACAGCCCCAAAACCAAAAAUCUGUCUCAGAACAUUUGUGAGUUUUAAGUGCCUGUCUAAAGAAAUCAAGCCUCCUCUGCCUCCAGCCAUCCAGCCUUAUCACUUUAUAGCAGUUUCAGGUCAGAUUGGCCUGAUCCAGACUGAAAGCUUCUGUCAAUGGAUGAUUUCCACUUUAGGUAUUUUUGAUUACACAUGAAGUUUCACAGUCUGGUGAAUUGGCUUGAGCGCUGUGACGAUCACACAAACAGGAACUGAAAUGCUGCAUGCUGUUCCUCUGUGACAGCUACAAAGCAACUUAAAAAAAAAAUAAAGCAAGAACGGGGACCAAAAUGAAUGUCUGCCUUUUGGAAGGUUUUGAUUAUCCUGAAAGUGCUUUUCACCUGUGUCCCAGUGUUCCUUCCACUCCAUAAUGUUCAUUAUGUGUCCUAGGAGGCGGACACAUGGUGCAAGGCUUGUUUUAUGCCUUGUGCACUAAAUUCUGCAGUAUUUUAGGCUCUCUCUCUCUUUUGGUUGUGUACUGUACUGUAUACUGUAGCUGGUGGAGAUACCCCCCCCUGUGUCAUCUGGCUCACUUUGCCUAGCUGUACAAGUCACUGUCUACGACUGCUGUAUCAUUUGUCGAACUUCUCUUCUCUUUAAAUGCGUUGUUUAAGGAAAGUUAUCUUUUUAGCAGCACUUUAUUAUUCACAGUAAUAUUUCUUUGUCACUGAAACAAAAACUGAGGUUGUUUCAGUUGUUUUUGACUCACAGUGUGGAAUCUUUGUUACUGAAGAAAGACUGAAGUACUGCUGAUGGAUUACUUGAUGUUUUUGAAAUGGAAAUGUGUGGAAUUGUAUCAUUUGUUCACAUCUGUGAACAAAUGAUACAAUUGUGUACACACAUA
Messenger RNA from Micropterus salmoides (largemouth bass), 3163 nucleotides. Its product is annotated as solute carrier family 2, facilitated glucose transporter member 1-like. Bases 145 to 1329 code for a protein of 394 amino acids. NCBI's taxonomy places the organism in Eukaryota, Metazoa, Chordata, Actinopteri, Centrarchiformes, Centrarchidae. Gene Ontology annotation, molecular function: hexose transmembrane transporter activity. The record is from RefSeq and is a predicted model, not a curated record. The transcript has 8 exons. Gene Ontology annotation, cellular component: apical plasma membrane; basolateral plasma membrane. Gene Ontology annotation, biological process: response to insulin; monosaccharide transmembrane transport.